Messenger RNA from Lactuca sativa (garden lettuce), 3306 nucleotides. RefSeq names its product disease resistance protein RPV1. Gene Ontology annotation, molecular function: ADP binding. Lineage: Eukaryota; Viridiplantae; Streptophyta; Magnoliopsida; Asterales; Asteraceae. Gene Ontology annotation, biological process: defense response; signal transduction. The record is from RefSeq and is a predicted model, not a curated record.
ACCUUCGGAAGUAACAAAGCGGAGCAGUGGCAGAGGCCUUUGCAGGACAUGAAAAGGAAGAGGCUUCUGGGAAAUGGAGACUGGCUCUGAAAGAAGCAGCGGAUCUCUCUGGAUGGGAGUUGAAGAACACUGCUGAAGGGCAUGAAGCUAAAUUCAUCCAAAAAAUAGUUGAAGACCUUUCACUAGAGUUACGUGCCAUCAGUUUCAACAUUGAUGAAAAGUUAGUUGGAAUGGAGUCCCGGGUCAUGGAUGUAGUAUCAUGUUUAGGAACCGGUUCUGAUGAUGUCCGGAUGAUUGGGAUAAAGGGAAUGGGAGGUGGUGGGAAGACAACUUUGGCCAGAGCUGUUUUUGAUCGCACAUCCUUUCAGUUUGAAGGUAAAAGCUUCGUGCACAAUGUUAGGGAAGUUUCGAAUGCUUCUUUGUCCGGUUUGAAGUCUUUGCAAAAACAAGUCCUUCGGGACAUUUUAAAUGAUAAAGGCAUCAAUGUAAGUAGUGUUUUUGAUGGGAAAGAAAUAAUGAAAAAGAUGAUGCGUCAUAGGAAGGUUCUUAUUGUUCUAGAUGAUGUGAAUCGUAUAGACCAGCUUGAGGCGUUAGCUGGUGAUCUUAAUUGGUUCAAGCUAGGAAGUAGAAUUAUAAUCACAACAAGAGAUGAGCAAGUUCUUUUAGCACACGGAGUAGAAUUCGUUCGUGAUGUCAGUCUAUUAUCGAACAAGGAAGCAAUUUGCCUUUUCAAGACGUAUGCAUUUGGCAGAGAGAUUCCAAUUCAACGAUACAAAGAGUUAUCAAAACAAGUUGUAAGCUAUGCCGCUGGUCUUCCCUUGACGAUUAAAGUUUUAGGUUCGCUUCUGUGUGGUAAAAAUGAGCUUGAAUGGGAAGAUGCCCUAAAAAGAUUAAAAACAAUUCCGCUUGCAGAAACUCUGAAAAUAUUGGAAUUAAGCUAUACCAAUCUAGAAGACGAUUACAAGGAAAUAUUCCUAGAUAUUGCAUGCUACCUAAAAGGUUGGGAGAGAAACAAAGAAAUCAAAGUACUUGAAAGUUGUAGAUUUCAUGCUAGAAUUGGUUUACGAGUUCUAGAGCAAAAAUCUCUCAUAACUUUUAAUUGUGAUUCUUAUGAUUAUGAGUGGGUGGGAAUGCAUGACCAUCUUAAGGAAAUGGCUAUGAAUAUUAUUCGUCGCUCGCACCCCGAUGAGCCUCACAAGCAUAGCCGAUUAUGGAAAAUCGAUGAAAUUGAAGAUAUAUUGGCCAAUGAUUUGGGUAGAAAAGCAACAAGAUGUAUACAAUUCCACACUAAGAAAUUCAAUCCGCAUAUUCUUAUAAAAGGUCUGAGAAAUAUGAAGGAACUUAGAUUUUUUUCUGUUCGUGGAGAUACUUCCAAUGAUUUUAAGUUUCGUAUAGUCAGUCCACACUUCCCAAAUGCUAUACGAUAUCUCCAUUGGACCGAUUACCCUUUUAGGACUUUACCCAAAACAUUUCAAGCAAAUAAUCUUGUUGCACUUGAGAUGGAUGGCAGCAAAAUUGUACAGCUUUGGGAAGGGGGAGAAAGAAAGGUUCUUUACAAGCUCAGAUUCCUUGACCUCAGUUGUUCAAGUUUGAGGACCCUUGACCUUGGGCUGGCUCCAAACCUUGAAGAGUUGAUUCUUGUUGGAUGCAAGAAUUUGGAAAAACUUCACUUUCCUGGAAGAUGUCUAAAUCUAAGAUGCUUACUACUCACUAAUUCUAAGUUGAGGACCCUUGACAUUGGGCAGACUCCGAAUCUCGAGAAGUUAGAUCUUCAAAAGUCAUAUUGUUUGGAAAAACUUCUCAUAGCCAAUGAAUGUCAAAAGCUCGCCGAACUCAAAAUUAGUCAUUCAAAUUUGAGGACCCUUGACAUUGGGAUGACUCCAAAUCUCAAGAAGUUAGUUCUCACAGAGUGUCGUAAAUUGGUAAAACUUCGCACUUCCAUUGGAUGUCUAAAAAAGCUUGUCCAUGUAAACUUAAGUGAUUGUGUGAGGUUUAGAUCUUUUUUGUUUACAUCAAAAAAUUAUACAUAUGGUAGUGUGGACGAAUCACUUGCAGUUGCUCCUUUAGCUGAGUUAAAUCUAACUGUGAAAUCCCUAGAAAGUUGCCCGCUUCACCCUAAAAGUAACUUGCCAAAGUUUUGGUUUAAAUAUUUUCAUACAGAAGAUCGACCCUCAUUGACUAGAAAUCUUGAGAUGCUUUUAUCUGUAGGUAUGUGUGCUUGCACAAACCUUGAGAUGUUUUCAAGAAGCAUUUGCGGUUUACAACGUUUAAUAAAGCUUAGAUUUAAAGGUAGUUUUCUAGAGGUGACCAAGGACCUUGACCAGUUGGAAUCUCUCGAGGAGCUAAUAUUGUUUUCUACAAAGAUAAACCAUCUUCCAGAUAGCAUUUGUAAGUUGAAGCAUCUGAAAUCUCUUGAACUUGAUGAUAUACGGCUACUUGAGAGGUUACCUGAGGAUCUUGGCCAAAUAGAAUGUCUAGAGAGGCUCAGUUUGUUGUCUAUAGAUAUUAAACACCUCCCUGAUAGCAUUUGUAUGUUGAAACAUCUUAAAUCCCUCAGACUUAUAUUCUGUAGUCUUCUUGAGAAGUUACCCGAGGAUCUUGACCAAUUACAAUGUUUAGAGGAGCUAAUCCUAACUAACUGCAAGUUUUUACAAGAUAUCCCGAAUAGCAUUUGCAUGUUGAAACGCCUGAAAAAUCUUCAACUUCAUGAAUGUUCGCUGCUUGAGAAGUUACCAGAGGAUCUUGGCCAAUUAGAAUGUUUAGAGAACUUAAGCCUAUGGAAGAAUGAGUUUUUACAAGAUAUUCCGAAUAGCAUCUGCGAGAUGAAAUGUCUAAAAUAUCUUAAUCUCUACAAAUGUAUUCGAGUUGAGAAAUUGCCUGAGGAACUUGGAUGUUUGGAAUGUUUAAAAGAGUUACAUAUAAAUGGUACAAGCAUAAGUCAUCUUCCCCAGAGCAUUCUUUCGUUGAAUGGUCUGGGUAUUAUUGGGCCAAUACAGCUUCUUAAGUCGUGUGGGUUUGCACCCAUGAUGCAGAUACCCACAGAUACCUACAGAUAUAAAAUACAUUAUUGGGUACGGGUACCCAUAAUUCAGGCACACACAACAGGAGUCUCCUCUACCAUACUCCACGGAUGAUUUUGAGAAGUUUUGUGGCCCAGAAAAGACAACUCAAAAGCACUAUUGUAAAAGGCAGAUGCAUCUGGUCUGUUCUUCUUCAACAAGCGUGGGAACUGGGAUGAAUAUUUAUUAAUUGAGAUUAGUUUGGUAUCUAUGUAAGGGAAUGUAUUUUUAUCUCAAGCCAUGUUAC